Molecule: messenger RNA, 1650 nt
Organism: Asparagus officinalis (garden asparagus)
Lineage: Eukaryota; Viridiplantae; Streptophyta; Magnoliopsida; Asparagales; Asparagaceae
Product: potassium transporter 10-like
Exons: 3
Coding region: 298-1485 (395 amino acids)
Biological process (GO): potassium ion transmembrane transport
Cellular component (GO): membrane
Molecular function (GO): potassium ion transmembrane transporter activity
Source: RefSeq, a predicted model, not a curated record
GACUUUCUCUAACAUUUUCCUACUGACGCCUAAGCUUGAUUAUUACAGAUUGCUUUCAGCCUUCUCGUUUAUCCUUCACUUAUUUUGUGUUACCUGGGUCAAACUGCUUAUAUAUCUAAAAAUUGGAAGAGAGAAGGAAUAGAUGAUGUUACUCAUCUAAGGACUAGUGUACCUGGAAAUCUUCGUCAUGUCUAUCCAUUGCUCUCUCUUCUAUCUUCUGCAGUGGGAAGCCAAGCAGCUAUUACAGCUACAUUCUCUAUUAUAAAACAAUGUCUUGCACUUGAUUGUUUGCCUAGAAUGAAAGUUGUGCACACUUCCAGUGAGAUUCAUGGGCAGGUUUACAUUCCAGAUAUCAACUGGAUCUUGAUGAUUCUUUCCCUUGCUUUGGCUUUUGCUUUCGGGAGUAUUUCCCAUAUUGGAUAUGCCAUAGGCCUUGCUAUAAUAAUUGGCAUGCUGAUCACAACCUGCUUCAUGUCGUUGAUCGUUGCAUUGUACUGGAAUAAGGUAUUACUGGCUGCAUGCUUUCUUCUCUUCUUUGGAUCCAUUGAGGCUAUCUAUUUCUUGGGCUGCAUUCUGAACAUGAAGAGGGGUGCCUGGAUCGUCAUUGUUUUUGUAGAAGUAUUGUUGAUAAUUAUUCUGUCCUGGCACUACGGAGUCAUGAAGAAGUACCAGCUUGAUAUGGAAAAUAAAGUCUCAAUUGAUUGGCUCAUUGGCCUCGGUCCAAACCUAGGAGUUUCCAGAGUUCCAGGAAUCGGCUUCAUCUGUACUGACAUCACAAAGGGAAUUCCAGCUUUCUUCUCUCAUUUUGUGACAAAUCUUCCAGCCUUUCACCAAGUUAUUGUCUUUGUUUCUUUCAAAUCCAUGCCAAUACCUCAGGUUACUCCAAGCAUGCAGUUGCUUAUUGGAAGAAUGGGACCAAAAGAGUAUAGAGUUUAUCGAUGCAUUGUGAGGUACGGUUAUCGUGACGGAAUUAGGGACAUAAAUGAAUUUGAGGAUCAAAUUGUUCAUGGUAUUGGAGAAUUCAUUUCACAGGAUGAUGGGAACUCUGAAGCCUCGUGUUGGUCUCCAGAGGGCCGAGUGGUUGUCUCUGGAAACCUUCAUGGUGGUAACGCUUUAAUUACCGUGCCUGCAAAUGAUUCUUUUACCACUUGUGAGAGACCGGUAGAUGUCGAAGUUCAGAAACUUCAGAAUGAUGAACAACCUUCAAAGAUAAGAAAAAGGGUUCGGUUCUUGUUGCCUCCAGAGAGCCCAGAGAUGAGCUUGGCUGUUAGGGAAGAGCUUCAAGAGUUACUGGAUGCAAGGGAGCAUGGAACAACGUAUAUUUUGGGAAAAUCACAGUUUUUUGCUCAGAGAGGAUCGAAUUUCUUGAGGAGGAUAAUCAUUGGGGUGUAUAUUUUUCUUGUCAAAAACUGCAGAGAGCCGUCAAUGUUGCUGAACAUUCCUCAUGCUGCUCAUGUUGAGGUCGGCAUUUCUUACACGAUAUAAGUUGAUUAAGCGUGAGAACCGUCAACGGAUCUUGAUAUUUCUAGUGCUGCUUAAGGUUUGUAUUUCCUCCACUGUACAAGUUGAUAGGAUGGCUGUAAGUGUUGAUAGGAUGGCGUGUAAGUGUCUAUGUAAUGCUAGAUAGUACAUGCUUUUGUAUCCUUAGAA